GCCAGCACUUAUAAUAUAUCCAGUUAUUUACUGUUUACAGAGAAGAGUUUAGACAUUAAUAAAGUGAAAUACAAGAUGGGACCAGGAAUUAUCCUAAUACUGAUAAUAUCUAUUGGUUCCCUCUAUUCCUCUCCAGAGCUGGAUGAAUAUGAAGAAACUAGAGCAGCUUUACUCCAACAAGAAGUAGAACUCAGUUUGGGCUGGGAACUGGAGUUAAGUGAUGAGGAGGAGUACUUUAACCAACUACUCCUGGCGGAGAAAAUAAAGGAGAUGACAGAAUCUUUCCAAACUGCUCGGUUCCCACCCUCUUUCUCAUUUCUAGAAACAUGGCAGGACUAUGAUAAUUCGACAGUGUUCCAAAUGCUUAAAAAGAUUCCCAAGGGAGGAAUCCUGCAUAUCCAUGAUAUAAGUAUGACGAGUGUGGACUGGUUAAUAUCAAAUGCUUCCUACAGAGAGAAUUUGUUUGUUAAAAGGGAAGUUGAGCCUGUUGAGUUUCGUUUUAUGGAAGAAGCAGAGGAAGGCUGGGAGAGUGUUGCGGCAUUGAGAGAAGAAGUUGGCGCUGGAAAGUUUGAUACAUGGAUAAAGAGCAAACUGCAGAUGGGGAUAGAGCAAGAAAGGUAUGAGACAAUCAAUGAUAUAUGGAAUAAGUUCACUAACUGCCUGAGAUCAGCCCUGGGUAUAAUCACAUUCAAACCAGUCUUUACAGAUUAUUUUGAAAGGGCACUUAAAGAGUUCUCAGCAGAUGGUGUUCAGUAUCUGGAAUUCAGGUACCUAAAUUUGAGUUGCACGCUCCUUCACAAGAUUAAGCCUGAAGCUGACUUUGUCAAUUUUUCUACGGAUAUGUUCCAGUUCCUGGCUGAAAACCCUGAUUGGUGUGGUAUCAAGAUGAUUUUUGCCCCAGUCAGACAUGUAAGUGAAUCUACUGUAGAGCAAGAUCUGCAAGUAGCUCGAGAUUUAAAAGAACUAAUGCCUGAGUUCUUCGCUGGGUUUGAUCUAGUUGCUCAAGAGGAUAUAGGAUAUCCGCUAGCAGACUUUAUAGAACCUCUGCUGGAGACAAGACAAUAUGUGGACUAUUUCUUUCAUGCAGGAGAAACAGACUGGGAUUGUUACAGAGAAACAGACUGNAAACUGAUGGAGAUGGCAAGGCAGAAAGAUAUUCCUAUAGAAGUCUGCCCUAUUUCAAAUCAGGUUCUUGGACUCCUAUCUGAUAUAAGAAAUCAUCCUGCCUCAUCUUUAGUUAAAACAAGCUUUCCUAUAGUUAUAUCCAGUGACGAUCCUCCAGUGUGGGGAGCACUUCCACUCUCACACGACUUUUAUGCAGCAUUUAUGGCCAUUGGAGGAAACUCAGCGGAUCUCAGGUUUCUCAAACAGUUAAUCCUGAACUCCUUUCAUUACUCCAAAAUGGAUGAAAAAGAAAAACUGCAGUGUGGAGUAAAGUUUGAUAGAAAAUGGAACAGAGACAUUGAAAAACUUCUCUACUCUCUAUACCCUGCUAUAACUGUUGUAUAAAAAUGUGUUAAUUUUUAAAGAAAAAUUUAGUUUUUUCUUUUACAACGGAUAAUUUGAUGAAUAAAUAUUGAAAAUUACAUUUUGGCUAA
Molecule: messenger RNA, 1598 nt
Organism: Eurytemora carolleeae
Lineage: Eukaryota; Metazoa; Arthropoda; Copepoda; Calanoida; Temoridae
Product: adenosine deaminase 2
Exons: 18
Coding region: 76-1509 (477 amino acids)
Biological process (GO): adenosine catabolic process; inosine biosynthetic process
Molecular function (GO): adenosine deaminase activity
Source: RefSeq, a predicted model, not a curated record